GGGUUUCCCCUGGGGCGAGUUCAGAGCCGACAAAACGUGGCGAGACGGUGGUUCCCUGAACACCCUGUUGUUUACGCAAGCGCACAGCAUGUUCCUGCCUUUGGUAACACCUGUACCCAAACAGAAGAAAACGUUGCAAAGAAACAUGUCGUUCAAUCCGAAAACGUUGUAAAACGUUGCAACUUGAACUCGCCCCACCUAAAACCCCGUGUUUCACGUCACAACGCUAUGAACUGUGGGUAAUUGGCACACAGUGUUGAGUUCCUGUAUCAGCCUGAAGAUCUCCGAGACCAGAAUCCAGACUCAGUCCAGGACAACACGGUCCACCAGUCACAGCGGAGACCUGCAGGACAACAUAGAACCAGAACCCGGACCACAGGAGCCAAACAGCAGCCUCGUGCUCUGAUAGCACCGAUGUUCAGAAACGGAGAGGAAGAGAGGGACUCAAACGUCGCCACCAGGGAGAAACCAUACUGCUGUGACGAGUGUGGGAAACAUUUCACUAGAUUAGAUAUUUUGAAAGUCCACCAACGUAUUCACACUGGACAGAGACCAUACCGCUGUGACCUGUGUGGGAAAGCUUUCAAUAUAUCAAGUAACUUAAAAACACACAGUCGUGUUCACACUGGAGAGAAACCGUACAGCUGUUACCAGUGUGAGAAAGCUUUCAAAACAUCAGGUGACCUAUACAGACACAGACGUAUUCACACUGGAGAGAAACCGUACAGAUGUGACCAGUGUGGGAAAGCUUUCAAUACAUCAAGUGACCUUGAAAGACACAGACGUAUUCACACUGGAGAGAAACCAUUCAGAUGUGACCAGUGUGGGAACGCUUUCAAUACAUCAAGUGACCUGGAAAGACACAGACGCGUUCACACUGGAGAGAAACCAUACAGCUGUGACCAAUGUGGGAAAGCUUUCACUAGAGGAGGAGAUCUAAAAAGCCACUAUCGAGUACACUCUGGAGAGAAGCCAUACAGCUGCGACCAGUGUGGGAAAGCUUUCACUAAAUCCGACAUGUUAAAAGUUCACCAACGUAUUCACACUGGAGAGAAACCGUACAGCUGUGACCAAUGUGGGAAAGCUUUCACUAAAGCAGGUAACCUAGAAAGACACAGACGUAUUCACACUGGAGGAAAACCGUACUGGUGUGAACAAUGUGGGAAAACCUUUUCUCAGAGUGGUCACCUUAAAUGUCACCAACGUAGCUGUGUAGUUAUAUUCUGAGCUUCUCUACAAACCGAGGGAUAGACAACAGCAGGGGCGUUGCUACACAUAAAGCUCUACUAGGGCACAUGCCCCCCCGAUAUAAUUUUUUUGAAAGCGUAUGGAAUGAGUUAGUGUGUGCUUAACCAACUUCCCUUGCCCAUUAUUAUUGGCACUGAUAUGACUUUGACGACACAUAAGCACACAUACCUACGUCACCCCCACAGCCGGUCCUGACCUCCUUGAGGCCCUAAGCAAAAUUCUGCCAUGCAGCCCUCCUACCUGACGUGUGAGCCACGUAAACAAUUUGCCAUUGUUGCACCGUCACACCUGACUCCACAGUGCUCUAACUACAAUCCUCCCCCCUUUAAAACAGUCUGUCUCUUCUUGUGCCCUUAAGGAUAGUCACUCUUCAUCCUCUAAUCAAUGUUGUAAAUACUCACUUUUGCCUUUUGAUGAGUUAUUCUGCAAUGUUUUAACAAUGUGCUGUUUCACAUUAACCAAGACAUUUAUUUUGAAAGUACUAUUGCCUAUGUACUAUGACUAACUUGACAGGACAAUGCAGAUGUUUUGUUGCUAACAGUUCUUGACCAUUUUACUGGGGCACAUCACAUGACACGUGCCCCAGUAAAAUUUAUACUCUAUAUUCUGAGCAGCAUGUAUGUUGCUAUGAAUGCUUCUACACACUGACCUGCCCCUCCUCUCCCAAAAGCCUGUAUUUUGUGCAGCGUUGUCUCCCAAAGUGAUAAAAAAGCAGCACAGAUCCCUUCCCAUUGAAUGAGACUGAAAUUGGAAAUGCACCGCUAGUGGUCACAUACAAUGAGCCAUCAAGAAGACCCUUCAGCUGAGACUUUCUACAGCCUUCUUCAGAUAAUGGAACAGGCUUAGUUAUUAUGACAAGACCUCAGAACGACACUGAGUCACUUGCAUGUGAGACCAGAGACAGUGGUUACCAUCUCCAACUGUAUACAUCCACCUGUUAUCAUGUGACUGUGUUGGACUAGCGUCAUGUGAUGACAACUGAGGAAGUUCGCUUUACUUAGGAAAGCCAUGGGAUGUGGUCAAAAGCUCCAACACAAGAAUGUGAGGGUUGUGUUUAGACCCAAGGUCAUAAAUGAACCCCCACGCUUGCUGAAAUAUUGUUUCUGUGUGCUUCAAACACAUUUUCCUGUUACUGUGUUGUAGUUAAACAUAUUUCCCUAUUUUCAUAUUUACAUGUAUAUUUUUGUUUUCUAUUACUGAAUGUGGUUGGGUUCAAAUUGAAAGCAAAGCCAGAUCUAGUCAAUGAAAAGAGACAAGUUGGCUCCAACUGAGGUGAAGACAUGUCAGCUCAAGAUAGAAAUGUUUUAUCUUAAUUUAAAGAUUAUCUUUGAUUAUUCAAGAAAUGUUUAUAAUUCACUUUAAGUGAGAUUAUUUUGUCUUGUGUUUUCUUGUGAGAAUAGAGUUUCCACUGUGGCUCAAAGCUCAAAAGCUUUUCUCGUAGACUCCACAACUAUUCUCUAGCAUUAAAUGUCUUAUCUGUUUCUCUGGGUCAGCCUCUUAUUGCCCUUGGGUGUAUGAGCUCUUUCCUUUCAGCUGAAUCACACUGUCAUUCUUACUUUUAAUAAAUAUCACAAAGACAACUA
Messenger RNA from Micropterus dolomieu (smallmouth bass), 2831 nucleotides. Its product is annotated as zinc finger protein 239-like. The coding region runs from base 415 to 1227 and encodes 270 amino acids. NCBI's taxonomy places the organism in Eukaryota, Metazoa, Chordata, Actinopteri, Centrarchiformes, Centrarchidae. The transcript is spliced from 2 exons. The record is from RefSeq and is a predicted model, not a curated record. Gene Ontology annotation, cellular component: nucleus.